AUGAGAACACCUCCCCCCGAGGUGAUCGCCUCAUGGCCAAAGCCAAACUAUAUGAAUCCAAGUUACCAAGGCCCUCAGCUGCUUAUUGUUAGUGUUACUCUUCUGGUCUGCAGCUCCAUCUUAGUGGGUCUACGACUCUGGGUUUGUCUGCAAAUGAAGAGAUCUGCCAGGUGGGAUGACUGGAUUAUGAUUGCUGCUGUUCUCUUUAUUAUUCGCUCCACCGUGACUCCAAAUUUAGGAACUAAAUAUGGAUGGGGUUAUCAUGUCUGGGACCUGCCCACAUUGAGGUACCUGAGCUGGGGGAUUAUUUCGUUGAUACUUAGCUGGGGCCUAUGUAUACCUCUUCGCGCCUAUUGGGACACCUCACCUUACUCAAUUGCGGAAUGUUCUGACGAACAAGCUCGCACUCUCGCCUUCACAAAAACAAACCUUAUUUUUUAUAUAAUCAUCUUAAUCCUCACAGUAUCAAUACUCUGGAAAAUUCAAUUCCCAAUCAGAGAAAGGCUAGUGUUUAUUGGCCUAAUGAGUCUGGGUAUAGUGGCAUGCGCUGCGUCAGCAGUUCGCUUAUACUAUGCUAAUCGAAUAUACAAUGUCUCUUAUGACAUAACAUGGGAUGCGUAUCAACUCUGGCUCUGGGUCCUCGUCGAGAUUAAUCUCGCCGUGAUAUGUGCCUCUAUCCCAACCAUCCGCCCUCUUGUGCGUAGGUAUCUACCUCAAUUAGGCUUCAAAGGAUUCAAUUGCAAUCACGACAAUAUCGGUGAUGUUACCAUUACCGUUAACCGAGGUUUCGCGUAAAAAUGAACGACCGAGCGACGAAUAACACCGAAGGACGAAGGCGACAAUACAUGGGGCUAGGUCUACACUAUCUCAAGAGCCGUACAGUCUAGCUGCUGUUAGUGCCUAACUGACUGACUAAUAUCGGAGUUAGUGCGCCGACGACUGGCGUGGUAUUUCGUAUUACUCGAAUCUCCGUGGUUGGGCGUUGGAUAGUGUGGGGAUUGGGUUUCGAGG
This is a messenger RNA of Aspergillus campestris IBT 28561, 1011 nucleotides long. RefSeq lists its product as uncharacterized. The transcript is spliced from 7 exons. The record is from RefSeq and is a predicted model, not a curated record. NCBI's taxonomy places the organism in Eukaryota, Fungi, Ascomycota, Eurotiomycetes, Eurotiales, Aspergillaceae. The coding region runs from base 1 to 795 and encodes 264 amino acids.